This is a messenger RNA of Ophidiomyces ophidiicola, 1005 nucleotides long. It is a transcript of the gene TSC10, whose product is annotated as 3-dehydrosphinganine reductase. The transcript is spliced from 3 exons. Gene Ontology annotation, biological process: sphingolipid biosynthetic process. Gene Ontology annotation, cellular component: endoplasmic reticulum membrane. Gene Ontology annotation, molecular function: 3-dehydrosphinganine reductase activity. Lineage: Eukaryota; Fungi; Ascomycota; Eurotiomycetes; Onygenales; Onygenaceae. The coding region runs from base 1 to 1005 and encodes 334 amino acids. The record is from RefSeq and is a predicted model, not a curated record.
AUGCUGGGCUUCAGCUCAGCUAAUGCCUUCGAGGUGCAAGGAAGGCAGACUGUUGUGAUCACUGGUGGCUCUGAAGGCAUGGGGAAAAGUGUUGCAAUUGAGCUAUCCCGACAGGGUGCGAAUGUUGUCAUUGUCUCUCGCACUGUAGCAAAGCUUGAAGCGGCGCUCAAAGAUAUAAAGGCUGCUGCUCUUGAUUUGAAGAACCAGAGAUUCCACUUCAUAAGUGCAGAUCUCAGACAUGCGGAUGAAGCUGACCGAGUUCUUACGGAAGUUGCUGUAUGGAAUAAUGACGCGCCCCCUGAUAUUUUGUGGUGCUGCGCUGGCCAGGCUUUGCCGGGUUACUUUAUUAACACACCUCCCAAAACUUUGAAAGAUCAGAUGGACACUGUCUACUGGACUGCAGCCUUCACAGCACAUGCAACACUGAGGAAAUGGCUUACACCCACGGCAUCUCGGCAGAAAUCUGAUAUUAUUCCCUGUCGACAUCUUAUAUUCACCUCAUCCGUUGCAGUUUUCGUCCCUAUAACUGGGUAUGCACCGUACAGCCCCGCCAAGGCGGCAAUGCGUGCCCUCUCGGAUACUCUAGCUCAGGAGAUUGAAGUCUACAACGGGGCAAGAACCAAUUUGAAAAUUGCUGCCCCUCCGGCAGAUGUGAAAAUACACAUAGUUUACCCAAUGGGCAUCCUUUCUCCUGGCUUUGAGAACGAACAAAAGAUAAAACCUGAGCUAACGAAGCUACUGGAAGAAGCAGAUACUCCGCAGACUCCAGAGGAAGUCGCCCAAAUAGCAAUCAAGGGUCUCCAAAACGGUGACUACAUGAUUACCACGGCACUCACCGGUACUCUUAUGAAAACCAGCGCUUUAGGUGGUAGCCCGCGCAACAAUUCUAUUCGAGAUACGAUCCUGAGCUGGAUCAGUUCUCUCGCCUUUCUCUACGUUAUCUCGGAUUUGAGCUCAAAGGCUCGACACUGGGGCCGAAAGCACGGCAUUCCAGCGGCAGACUAA